AUGCGAAAUCGCAUGAAAACGUUCACGGUACUUCCAUGCUUCAUCAUCAGCGCCAUUCAUCUGAUACCUGACUGGGAGCGCGCAAAGUUCUUCAGUUUUCUCGAACUCUGCCUUGACUUUCCAUUGCACUUAAUCUAUCUGGUAAGUCAGCCGGGAGGACACGGAGCCCAAGACUCUUCACUUUGUCAGUCGCUCUGUUUGUCGUUGGGCCCAGUCUGCACCACGUUUACGCCCAGGACGAUGGUGAAGAGCCAACCCUGUACUGUACCUCGCUUCAUCCGGUCUGGCUCUACACUCUUCGUCACGUAUCACGACAUUUCGCCACUUAGACCCAAUCACUGGUUACGAGGCCCUUGA
Molecule: messenger RNA, 357 nt
Organism: Protopolystoma xenopodis
Lineage: Eukaryota; Metazoa; Platyhelminthes; Monogenea; Polystomatidea; Polystomatidae
Source: the annotation of a GenBank genome assembly